Ziziphus jujuba (common jujube) is the source of this 1970-nucleotide messenger RNA. Its product is annotated as geraniol 8-hydroxylase. The record is from RefSeq and is a predicted model, not a curated record. The transcript is spliced from 3 exons. Lineage: Eukaryota; Viridiplantae; Streptophyta; Magnoliopsida; Rosales; Rhamnaceae. Gene Ontology annotation, molecular function: heme binding; monooxygenase activity; iron ion binding. Bases 363 to 1871 code for a protein of 502 amino acids.
UGAGGAUGGUGAGGCUCCACCAUUCUACUUGUAGAGUGUCGAUAAUUUAUGGCGGUGAUAGGCUGCAUCGAUCCCAACGCGUAGUGCGUACGACGGAUCCAGCAACGACCCUCUCAAACUUUUAUCUCAAAUGUUUUGGUUUUGCUGUGUCAGUAGCAUUUGGGUGUCCAUAUAUGAAGCUAACAGAAUAUUCUAUUGGGCAAGUAGUUUAUGUUGCCUAAUUAUAUGAUGAAAUAUCUUAUGAAUGAGAAUCGGACAACAUAAAAAAUCCAUUGUCACCGAGUGGUAAACAAGUUAUAUAGAAAGGCAUUUUCAACUUUCUCCCUUAGAAGUCAUUCAAGAAAACAAGUUCUGAGCUUGAGAUGGAUUUCUGCAACUUUUUGCUCUGCCUUCUUGUAAUCUGGAUCUCAAGACAAGCUUUGCUUUAUUUUGUCCGAAGCAAAAGGCUGCCACCAGGACCUAAACCUCUUCCAAUCAUUGGAAACUUGCUGGAGCUUGGAGAGAAACCACACAAAUCGCUUGCUAAGCUUUCCAAGCGUUUUGGUCCAAUAAUGAGUUUGAAACUCGGCCAAGUGACAACCAUUGUAGUUUCUUCAGCUAGCAUGGCCAAAGAAGUCCUUCAGACCCAUGACCAGUUCUUCUCCAACCGGACCAUCCCAGAUUCACUCAAGGCCUGCAAACACGACGAGUUUUGCUUGCCUUUCUUACCAGUUUCAACCAGGUGGAAAAAUCUUCGGAAAAUUUGCAACACCUAUUUGUUUUCUGGUAAAGUUCUCAAUGGCAACCAAAACCUGAGGAAUAAGAAAGUCGAAGAGCUACUUGCUAAUGUCACUGAAACCAUGAGUAAAGGUGAGGCUUUAGAUAUUGGAAGAGCAGCCUUCAAAACUACACUGAAUCUGUUAUCCACCACCAUUUUUUCCCUUGAUUUGGCUGACCCAAUUGGUGAUAACGCCAGAGAGCUCAAAGGCACUGUUUGGGGUAUCUUGGAAGAGGUUGGAACACCUAACUUGGCAGAUUAUUUCCCAUUCCUUAAAAAGAUUGACCCACAAGGCAUAAGAAAGCGCAGUACGAUCCACCUUGCAAAGUUGAUACAGCUCUUCAAUCAAAUUAUCAACAAAAGGUUGCAAUUUAGAAGAAAAAUGCCUGGUUCAAUAUCGGAUAGUGAUAUGUUAGAUACCCUUGUCAACAUCAGUGAACAGAAUUGCGAGGACAUGGACAAAACCAGAAUCGGAAGGUUGUUUGUGGAUCUAUUUGUUGCUGGUACGGAUACAACUUCAGCAACGGUGGAGUGGGCAAUGGCUGAGCUACUAAGCAACCCAGAGAUCUUAUCCAAAGCAAAAGCAGAGCUUGACCAAGUUAUUGGAAAAGGAAACCAAGUCAAGGAAUCAGAUACUGCUAAGCUACCUUAUUUACAAGCAAUAAUCAAAGAAACUUUCCGUUUGCACCCUGCGGUACCAUUGUUGCUUCCACGUAGAGCUGAAGCAGAUGUGGAAAUUAGCGGCUUCACUGUUCCAAAGGGCGCUCAAAUUCUAGUCAAUGCAUGGGCCAUAGGCAGAGACUCGAGCAUGUGGGAGAAUCCAAACUCGUUCAAGCCGGAGAGGUUUCUGGGAUCGGACAUUGAUGUUAGAGGUCAGAGCUUCGAGCUUAUACCCUUCGGUAGUGGUAGGCGAAUAUGUCCGGGUCUUCCUUUGGCAAUGCGAAUGUUGUACUUGAUUUUGGGUUCUCUUAUCCACUCCUUUGCUUGGGAGCUUGAAGAUGAAAAAAUCACCAUGGAUGACAAAUUCGGGCUCACCUUACAGCUUGCUCAGCCUCUGCGAGCUCUCCCAAGUUCCCUACCACCAGCAUAUAAAAAACUUCGAUGUGAAUCCUAAAGGAGGAUGCGUUUAAGUCUACCUCUAGAUCUUUUCCUCAUGUAUUGUUUUCUUUAAAGCCUAAUGUAUAAUAAAGCAGGUGUUUUGGUGUUUUACCUA